AUGGAAGCAGCAAGAGCAGCCGUCCAGAAGAUCACGGGCAACCGGGGCCAGCACACCACGGUGGAAGAAACGGUUAACCCGGCAGUCACCCAUGAGGCGAUUAAACCUCACCGCCAUGAAGAACAUACCCAGGCAGUGGACCGGGAGGUGCAUCAACAUCACUACCACACAACAGUGCAGCCUCUCACCCAUACCGAAAGACUUCCGGAGAAGCAUCACCACAAUAUCUUGCCCGUAGAGCACCGGGAAUUCCACCACGACAAUGAAGAGGACACCAAGCAGAAGAUCACGACUGAACUGGGUCGUUUCAAGGACCAUUCGGUAACGCAUGAUACUCACCACACCCAGGCUGCUGCACCGACCGUCACUGGAGAGCACGUCCAUCAUCAUGUCCACGAAACUGUGGUGCCUGUCGUUCACAAGGAGACCAUCCAGCCUGAGGUUGUGCACACCACCGUGCCUAUUCACGAAACACACCAUGCCGCAGCUCAACAUCAUGGACUUUCGGCACUGCCUAUGAAGACCCUAGAUGAAUUUAAAAAGGUUGGAGGUGUCCUCACCGGUGGCAGCCACUCUGCUCAUGAAGAGUAUGAGGGUGCACCCCGGCCAUACAACGACAAGCUUUCCACGACCUUUGAGAAGCUUGAGGAGAAAUUCCACGGCACUUCUUCCGAUCAUACCACCGGCAAGACCCAUCGGCCAACCGACUCUGGUGUCGGGGGCGUGGGCAAUGACCAGGUCAACAAUGGUUCGCUGGGAACAGACAGGCACAAUGUGGCUGGAAAUGGAAUUGAUGUCGCCAAUCGGCACACCGACGGCACUGGAAAUCUGGCCACCACAGAUGGAACUAAGCCCAGUAUGGGCGAUCGCAUGAACCCUCGCACAGACGCUGACCGAGAUGGAAAGGUUGGUGUGAUGGACUAG
This is a messenger RNA of Fonsecaea multimorphosa CBS 102226, 924 nucleotides long. RefSeq lists its product as uncharacterized. NCBI's taxonomy places the organism in Eukaryota, Fungi, Ascomycota, Eurotiomycetes, Chaetothyriales, Herpotrichiellaceae. Bases 1 to 924 code for a protein of 307 amino acids. The record is from RefSeq and is a predicted model, not a curated record. The transcript is spliced from 2 exons.